AUAAAUGUCGGUAAAAGACAAAACUCAUAACAAUUUGUGUCAGUCUAGGUCAAAAGUAAAUGCUGUUUUAUACUUAAAUCAAUUUUUAAUUAGCUAAGAUUUUUCUUCUCCUUUCACUUUAAAAAAUUUUUAUAUAAAAUUUUCUAAAUUAUCAACGUGGUGCUAUGGCUGGUUUGAUAAAAACUACUUUGCCAAAUUAUUUAUCUGGUUUACCUAUUCCUGACACCUUUACUGGAUGGUUUAAAUUGUCAUUUACUGAUUGGCUGUCGCUGGUGCCUCCCGCAGCUGUCGCAGCCGGUUUGGGUUAUACCUUUUAUUUGGCUUAUUGUCCUGAGGCUAGAAAAGGUUGCACUCCUCCAGGACGUUGCAAUCAAUCGGUACGUAAAUCUGAGGCUAAAGUUGUCGACACGAUUGACGUCGAAGAUAUAGCCGAAAAGGCGGCAUUUUGUCGCUGUUGGAAAUCAAAAAAUUGGCCCUAUUGUGACGGCAGCCAUGGCGAACAUAAUAAGAAAACUGGUGAUAACGUUGGUCCUGUUGUAAUUAAAAGACGCUCCUAAAUCAAUUGAUCAACGUCAGUACAGGUUUUUUUAAAGCUUUUAAAAAGCAUUUUCUUUUUUAAACAGAAUUCACAUUUGUUUGGAAUUUAACCGGUUAAUAGCUUCUAGUUUGCUAUCUAAGUAUAAAGUCAUAUAAAUCGUGUUCGUAACAAUAAUUUGUUUUCUUUGUGUCUAAUUUAUCCAUAAAUAUUGUUCUGCAGUUUUGGCAAAUAAACAAAAAAAAUUGAUCGAUAAUAA
Messenger RNA from Glossina fuscipes, 794 nucleotides. It is a transcript of the gene Cisd2, whose product is annotated as CDGSH iron-sulfur domain-containing protein 2 homolog. Gene Ontology annotation, biological process: regulation of autophagy. Bases 165 to 557 code for a protein of 130 amino acids. Gene Ontology annotation, cellular component: mitochondrial outer membrane; intracellular membrane-bounded organelle. Gene Ontology annotation, molecular function: 2 iron, 2 sulfur cluster binding. The record is from RefSeq and is a predicted model, not a curated record. Lineage: Eukaryota; Metazoa; Arthropoda; Insecta; Diptera; Glossinidae. The transcript is spliced from 3 exons.